UGGCUGGGAAGAGGAAAGUCUGGGUGUCCCUACUGAAGCUACUGCCCCUGCGACCCAACCCUGGAUAAGCAGUAGAAAAUUGAUGGAAAAUGGAUAGAAGGAUGGAUGGCUUUUUAAACCUGUCACAGACCUGCUAACUAGUUUCCCCUUCACCCAAACCCCAGGUAUCCUGAUUCAUGGAAGGCUGUAGGUAGCUGUUAGACUGCAGUUCAGACCUGCUUGGUGAUUACGUGUGUGGCCCGUGUUUCACUCGUACUUCACAUCAUCAGCCCAAAUACAACAGAUCACUUCCAUCCCAUGAGGGAGCCCGGGCCUCAGUUCGCAGGCGGGAUGGUGGCAGGAGAAGUUCAGAGACUGCCGGAUAGCAAACGCCACCUGGGGCGGCUCUCCAAGACACCUCAUCCAGGCCGUAGGACACCACCGGAAAACCGCAAGAAGCUCCAAGUCAUCAUCUGCGUUCUGCUGGUGGAGCUAUGUGAAAGAUUCACAUUUUUCGGCAUUGUCUGCAACAUGAUUCUCUUUUGCACCGUGAAGCUCGGCUACGACAACUACAUGGCUGCAACGGUCAACUUGUGCUUCAUAGGAGCCAGCACCCUCACCCCGGUGCUGGUUGGCUGGUUCGCCGAAACCUGCUUAGGAAGAACCAAGGUGCUCUACUUGUGCACUUUCCUCCAUUUCUUUGGCACGGCCAUGCUACCUGUGGUAGCGUUCCCUUUUGAAGAUUUUUACAUUGACACUCAUCAUAUGAGCCAUAAAUUGGAACCUCAAGAGCAGCAGGCCCUGUUCUACAUGGGUCUCGUGGCUGCUGCGCUGGGCAUUGGCGGCAUCCGGGCCAUCCUCUGUCCCUUGGGAGCAUACAGCCUACACAACUACAAUCAGUACCAGCUACUGGGUUUCUUCAACUGGUUCUACUGGUUGGUCAACCUGAAUUCCACUGUUGUGUUUCUGGGCAUUGCUUACAUCCAGCAAUCUGUGGCCAAAAAUCUGGGUUUUCUAAUCCCCUUUACGUCUGCACUUCUGGCGCUCAUUGCCAUACACAUGAUGCGCAGCAAACUCACCUACAAACCCAAGAAAGGCGGAUCCUUACUGACGACGUUUGGAGUGUUCUUAAACUCGCUCAAGAUGUGCUGCCUUCACUAUCGCCACCUGAGUGGAGAUGUGCCAUCAUGGCUGGACCGGGCUAAGGAGAACAACGGCGGGCGCUACAGUGAGACUCACGUAGAGAACGUCAAAGUGCUGGCCAACCUCUUCCCUCUUUAUGGACUCCAACUACUAUACCGAGCCUGUGUCACUCAGAUCCCCUCAGGAUACUACAUCCAGACGAUGAACUCCAACCUUCACCUGAGUGACGUCCUCUUGCCCAUCGGCACCAUGAACGUGAUCAGCAUCGUACCUCUUCUCAUAUUGGCCCCGCUGAUUGAAUGUGUGAACACCUGCGCCCUCUCCAUGGCAAAAACUCCACUGGCGCCCACAAGAGUCAUUACUCUGGGACACGCGUGUGCAGCUCUGUCCGUCCUGUUGGCAGGUGUAUCUGAGCUGCACAGGAAGGCCUUCCCCCUGGUGGAGCAAACCCUCUCCGGGAAGGCUCUGCAAGUAUCGUCCAUGCCGUGUUUCCAGCUGGCUCCGCAGUACAUCCUACUUGGACUGGCUGAGGCUCUGGUCAUUCCGGCAUGUUCCCUCAUCUCUUUCCAGCUGACCCCUGGCCACAUCCGAGGAAUCUCGCUGCACUUUCUCACACUGUCCUACGGGGGAGGCUGCUUCCUAGGAGCCAUCUGCAUUCAGUUGGUCUACUUUGUGUCUGGAGGUUCCUUUUAUCCAAGUGUCCUGCAUGAUGGGAAUCUGGAGAGAUUCUUUUUCGUAAUGGCCACACUGAUGAUGAUUAAUACUUUGGUGUAUUGGAGUAUAUCUCACAGAUACAUAGAUCUGAGUGUGCGGGGUAAAGCGCUGACCACCAGCCCACUGACAGAAAAGCUCCUCCAAUACAAAGCAUGCCUACGCUACUAUGACACCGUGGACCACUCGUACACAAACAACUCGUGUGACUCGAUCAUCAGAUUGAGUUGAAAAUUCAUCUUUAUGCUCUGUGGCGCUGGCGCUGCUUGCUGCUGUGUCAUAUUGAAUGUACUUUUGCCGUUUCAGCAUGAUUUGUGAAGAACUCUCACCGUUAUAGCCACGUGGCAGCCAUAUUGUGACAGAACAAUUGAAAAUAUAAUGGAUUGAUUUUUUUUAACAAUGGACAGUUUGAAACAACUGCAAGGAUAAUUUUUUUCUAAAAUUGCUACUUUUGAAACAUACAGUGCUGUGAAAAAGAAUCAGUCUAGAAAG
Molecule: messenger RNA, 2325 nt
Organism: Syngnathoides biaculeatus (alligator pipefish)
Lineage: Eukaryota; Metazoa; Chordata; Actinopteri; Syngnathiformes; Syngnathidae
Gene: slc15a5
Product: solute carrier family 15 member 5
Exons: 10
Coding region: 298-2064 (588 amino acids)
Biological process (GO): transmembrane transport
Cellular component (GO): membrane
Molecular function (GO): transmembrane transporter activity
Source: RefSeq, a predicted model, not a curated record